This is a messenger RNA of Lucilia cuprina (Australian sheep blowfly), 6227 nucleotides long. RefSeq names its product probable serine/threonine-protein kinase DDB_G0282963. The record is from RefSeq and is a predicted model, not a curated record. NCBI's taxonomy places the organism in Eukaryota, Metazoa, Arthropoda, Insecta, Diptera, Calliphoridae. Bases 279 to 5576 code for a protein of 1765 amino acids. The transcript has 16 exons.
GGUGGAAAAUUAAACGAAUUGUGUAAAAAAAUUAAGAUCAUAAAUUCUUAAAUAGAAAGCAAAAGUCAUAUUUCCAAGUUUUUAUCUUAUUAUGCAAUUACGAGUUUAUUUUUUAUUUUUUUGGUCACCAUUUAUUCCCACUGAUUAGAUAAAAGUUAAACAUUUUCAGUUAUUGCUCUAAGGCAUUAUUAGGGCGACACCUUUAACAUUACCAUUAGUUUUGUCCGUAUUGAAAUAGAAUAGUGGAGUUGAGCACAUCAUAAUAAAGAGCAGAAUCUAUGGGCAAGUGUAUAUCGAAAAAUCCUACAAGUUUAACGAUUGCAUUAUCUGAAAAAGAUUUGGCAACAGCCAGCCAUAUUUUAAGUAAAUUCACAGAAAGUUCCGAGUAUGUUGCACUUAAGGAUGAGCAUAGGAAUCAAUUAUGCGAGUACUAUGCUGUCAAGAGUACACCAAAUGGUGGCGACAUUGUUGUCAUCAGUAACACAAGUAGUAGUAGUAGUUGUAAUGCCAGCCAAAAGACGGAGCAACCACAACAAGAACAUCAGCAGCAAGAGCAACAAAGGUGGCAGUAUCAAGAGUUGCUACAGCAGCAGCAGGAACAAAAUUCUAAAGACGACUUUACCAAAGAAGAAAACACUUGUUUACAUUCAUUGGACCAUUGGACAGUUACAAAAAGUAUACAAAAGCAGCAGAUUGUUAACAAUGAUGACAAGAGCAAUGAUGCAGUUGAUGAUGUACACCACAACACAAACAACAACAAUAAGUGCAACAAAAAAGAUAACAAUGAUUAUGGUGACGUCGUUGAGUCUAUGCUAGUUUAUAAUAACGACCAUGCUGAUGACGAUGAGUAUAUCUCCGAGGAUAACGAUAAUUAUGAUGAUGAAGACAAAUAUGUAACCAUUAUUAAAUGUUCAACGUCUUGUAGUGAUAAUAAUAACAACAGCAGCAACAACAAUAACGAUAAUGGAGAUACUACUCAAGAAAAUAUCAUCUAUGCUGAUAUAAAUCUUGCCAAUUGUAAUAACAUUUGUAAUAAUACAAACAUUAGUUGCAAUAAUGCGAAUAAAAUGGAUAAUAAUUAUUAUGCUGAAAUACCUCCCUACCUGGCACAACUGCUUUUGUAUCAGCAACAACAACAACAACAGGAUCAUCCACCUGCUAGUCCAACCACUAAAACUGCUUCAUUAAUAGAUUAUUAUCUGAACAAGAAAAAAUAUGCCAAUAAACAACAUAAAGUUAAGAAAAAAUCAAAACAGUCAUUAAUACCUGAUAAAGACGUGACGAUGGAUUCAUAUGAUGAUUGCCAUAUUAAGGGUCAAGCCGAAAGUAAAAAGAACUCUAAGAAACAGCACAAUGCAGGUGAAAUCCAAACGAAGGGGACAGCGAUGUCUUUCGGCUUUCGCAAAAACCUAAAUACAACACCAAAAAAACUAAAGAAACUAAUAAAGGGAGAGAACAGCAAACAUUCCAAGAAACAGGAUAAAUAUAAUGCCAACGAUAGUGAUAAUACGGACAAGGGUAACAGUAGUGGUGGUGGCAAGAUUGCUGGCGAUGGACUAAAUACGGGGGAUGGUAAUAGUUAUAGAACAGAUACUGUGAUAGAUACAAACAAUAAAAUUUGCACAGACAAACUAGUCACUAGGGAUGAUAAUGGUAAUGCAGAUUUGCUGAACAAUGUGUAUUUUGAAAAAAUGGGAGCAGCAGCCGCUGCGACUAUACAAACAAAUCAGAAUACAAGUGUAGGCGCUGGUGGUGGUGUUGCUAAUGUUAAGUUACCGGGCGCUGGAAGUCGUUUUGGUUUCCGUGGCACAUAUAGGCCCUCAUCCACGGACAUAACAUCACGCCAACAGAGAGAAUCCCAUGAUAAUAUUGAAAAUAAUAAUUAUAGCGCUAAUGGAAACAACACUAAAGGUGUGCUGGUUAGCAAUUUGAAACGUCGUUCAAAGAGUGCACAUGCUGGCAGAACAACAUCGUCUUCAAAUGAAAGCGAUACCGAAACAGGCGCAGCACCCAGAAAUACUCAAACAAAAACGAUAACAUUCAAUUUAAAACAGAAUAGCACUAUUGAGUAUGAUAGACGUCAGUUCUUUGAGCAGCCGGCACUAAAUACACAAACAACAACAAGUGGCAACAUGAAUUAUCGUGCCAGCCACCAUAAUAUGGCAACAGGCCUACUACACCACAAUAAUGUCAUAGUACGUCCAACACCCAGAGUAGCUGCAACAGCAAUGGCAACAGCAUAUUCAAAAUUCACUUUACAAACUGUUAGCUUGCCAAAGCCUGAAUUUGCUGUGGCCAUUAGUAUUAAUGCUACCACACCUACAACACCAGCCAGCAAUUCGUAUGUUGCAACGCAGGCAUUGGGUGCGGGUACGCGUACAAGAGAACAUUCAUCAGGUCGUCAUCCAGUUACAUUGGGACAGUCAUCCGUACAUGGAGCUCAGCGUAUGGAUGCCAAACAGGCCAAACAUAUGACAAAUAGCACAAGACGUACAUUUAGUGGUAGUCGAGAAAUUUCAGCAGAUUCAGGCAUUGCCAGCUUAGAUAUGGCAUUGGAUAGUUCCACAUCUAGUGGGGCAGGAUCUGUAAAACGUACAUCUUCACCUAAACGUAGCCGCAGUCGUCCCAGAAAUUUGCAAAUGGUGAUGAAUGGUCGUGGUAGGUUUGAGGUGAAGGAUUUAGAUGACUCACUAUCCAGUGAAAGUAGUUCGAUUGUGGAGCCUUUAGCUUUACCUAAAUUACCGGCUGAAAAUCAAACGGUUCCUUUACCCUUAAGUGGUUUAAUACGCUCCAAUACGGUUUUAAGUAGAGAAUCAUACGAAUUAAGGAAUUCAGUUGCCAAACAUAAGGAAAAUUCCGCAGAGGCGGAUGCAAAGCCUCUACAUCAGGCUAUUACAAAUUUGAUCAGUCGACAGCCAUCAGAAGAAGACAGUGAAUCGGUAGAUGAGGAAAAAUUACAUUUGGAUCGGUCAGCCACUGAAAAGGGUUCGAAGGAACGUCAGUUUAAGGAUAUAAAUACUUGCUCCAGUAAGACAUCUUCACCCGGUAGCUCGGUUAUAUCAUCCUGGUGUAAUGCGGGCGAAUCAUUGGCUGCAAAUGAUUUCAGUAAUUUGAGUAUCAGCAGUAGUGAAGAUAGUAACAAGCAGGACAAUAAAUUGGAAGAUAAUCGCAAGGAAAUUGAAAAUAAAUUAUCGUUUGAUCUAAAUGAUGAUGAUUUGAUUACUUUAAAUACUGAUGUACCCAUUAGCACAAUAUCCUCACUCACAGAACCUCUAGCGCUCAAUAUAAACGAUGAAACUGAUAAUGCUGCAAAAUUAGACACAACACUGGCUAUAUUUGAAACUGAGGCUGAUAAGUUCGAACGUCCAAAAUCAUUUUGUGAUACCUUAAAUGAAACUAAAUUCGCUGAAAUGGCUUUAGAGGGUAGUACCUUCCUACUGGAAGAUGAGACUUCGCCCACUGAUAGUUUAGUGAGUAGUACUGAAUCAGAAGAAGCGGCUUGUAAACAAAAGAAACACAAAAUGAAUGAAGAAUUGCAAGAGAAAGAUAUUGAUGAGAUAUCACCAGAAUUAGAUUUGGCUAGUCCUCUAUCGCCUGGCACUCCCACGCAUGCUUCACAUUCCCUAUCACUUUCCGAUUGUGGUAAUUUAAUUGAUGAUGAAAUCGCAGAUCAGCCAGCUUUACUAUUUAACCAAGACUCUCAAGAUGGUGGAGCUGAGAGUGGCACUUCUCGCAGGGAUAGAACUGAUACACCUACACUUAUGGAAAGUAUGGGUUCAAUGCGUGCUUCUAUAAAUAAAUCACGUAGUGCUCUGCAUCAAGCUAUGGAAUUAAGUUUGCGUACACCUUUAUCUUUACGCAAAGCUGUUAUGGAAAGAGCCGAAUCUUUAGACACUCUUUCACCUUGUGAAUCCAUUUGUUCAGAUGAUCUUAUGAUGGAUUUUGAUGUUGCCAGCAGUAUGGAUUCUAUAGAUAGAUCUGCUUCGAUUAAGAGUCGCAGUGGUUCUGAUUUGAAUAAUAUCGAUGAUAAUGAGUUGUUCUCUGAAUUUGAUCGUAAGGGCAGUGAUGUUAUGAGGGAAUUAAAUUCUAUAUUACGUACACGUUCUCAAAAGAGUUCUGACAAGGAUAUCACUGCACAUUUGCCUGCACGUGCUACCCGUCUAUUGAAUCGUUCUCGCAUGCAGCAGCAUUGUACUUUAAAUAACGACGAUUCGGAUAGUACUAAAUCUCCUUUGACGGGUCGACGUCGUACGAAUACAACAUCUUCACGCACCUCAACAGCAUCGUCUACCAAUAAUAAUAUUAAUAAUAGCAACAGCAACAACAAUUCAGCAAAUUCAUCGUUGCAACGUAAAUUUUCACAUCAUCAUAAUCAUCAUCAUCACCAUCAUCAGGCAUCAUCAUCGUCUAGUUUCCAUCAACGCGAUACGCACAGUUCUUCGGACGAUCUCAUGUUGUAUGACAAAUCAUUUAGGAAUGCCAUGAUUCAAGAUGUGUUGCAGUUCAAAAAACAAUUGUUACGUUUACGUAAAAUACUGCAGGAGAAUGAAAAUUUUUUGACGAGGACCGAAACUCUCAAUCCAUUCGAAAAUGAUAAUGGACAACUAUUUACAUCCUGCGGUUUAGACAGCAAGCUGUUAGAUGACAUCGAUUUGGCCAGUUUGACAUCAUCUACAACCGAUGACCCCAUACAGGAGCUGGCGGAUCUACGAAGACAGGUGGUUUAUCUUCAGGGUCAAGUUGAUGAUCGUGAUCGCACAAUACGUUUGCAAAAAAAUCUCAUUGAAAAAUUAGAGGCUGAAAAACUAAAAGCGCCACAUGCUGCUAAUGAAAUUACCACAAAGGAAUGUGUAGAUACAGCAACACAAACUGAAAGGACACGACCUUUAACUAUUGGCACAGAAAGUUUGUCGAGAAGUAAACCAGAAUAUACCAGUUAUACCACAUAUUUCCCAGCAAUUUGCAGUGAUUCUACAACCAUAAUUCAACAUCAUCAACAAAAUCCUGCUGGUUGUUUGGCAAAUAAUCAAACUAGACGUCAUACUAUUAUUUCUACAACAUUAACAAAUUAUAAUCAACAAUUAUCAACGCCACGUCAAACACCACGCAGAGCUUCAAUUGCCUGGGAAAAACAGACUCCAUCAUAUAAACCCGUUAAAAUAACACUAAUUGGUGACCCACUGAAACAUUGGCAAAGUGAGGGUAAUUCGUUAAAUAAAAAUAAAGAUGAAGAAUUUAGUAAAAAUUUUAUUAAUACAAAUUUAAAUAAUAAUAUUAAUAAACAACAACCAUUAGCGCAACAAGAGAAUGCCCAUAAUAAUAUAAUAUUAAAUUCAAAACAUCAUCAUCGUCUGCAGGACAUUAUGGUGGCAAAUGAAAUGAAAACAAAAACUCAUCAUCAGCAACAGCAUCAACGUAGUAAUAAUCAACAACAGCAACAUAAUAAUCACCAUCAUCAUCAUAUUCAACCAAAUCUUCAACAGCUGCAGCAGCAACAACAACAGUCGUCGCAUCAAUUUUAUAAAACAACAUCACAUCAACACAAUAAUUUAAAACCAACAGUUACUAUAGUUUAACAACAACAACAAACUAACAUAUUUCUAUAUAAUUUUUAGUGAUCAAGAAAAAUAUAGUUAUAUCUUUUUAAACAAAUCAUUAAGUUUUUAACGAAUGGGGUUAAUGCUAAGAUCUGUAUGUUUUUAUAUCUAUAUAAGAAGAGUUUCUUAGUUUAAACAUUCGCCAUUUGUUCAUGGCAAUUUCCAUCCCUGGAAGAUCAUACAAAUUUUUUAAUUCUUAAUUAUGAAUUUCUUUGAAAAAACUUGUCGGAUUCCUUUCUGAAUCUAGAAAUGUAAUUUUUAUAAAUAUCUUCUAUAUAUCUAUAUUCAACCUUCGUACAAUGGUAAUUACUUAUUCAAUGACUACUAUAUAACGAGUCUUGUAAUGACUUACAAAUAAUAAUUUAUUUAUCGACAUAGGCAUACACUAAUUAUUCACAUAUUUCUAUUCAAAAUUUUCGCUUAAAUUGAACCUCUUCAUAUAUUUAUGUAUUUAUAUGCAAAAAGAAAAAUAAUGAUCGCAAUUUAACCCCACUGAAAUCUAUAGUUUAUUUGUUAAACAAAUAUUCUAAAAACCUGAACUUAUUGUUAUUAUUCUUUUUCUCUCCAAAUCUCUUUGUUUGUUUGUUUUUCUUAUUAUUACUUAACGCACAUUUUAAACUAAUUAAUAUU